Molecule: messenger RNA, 4028 nt
Organism: Medicago truncatula (barrel medic)
Lineage: Eukaryota; Viridiplantae; Streptophyta; Magnoliopsida; Fabales; Fabaceae
Product: kinesin-like protein KIN-4A
Exons: 26
Coding region: 518-3568 (1016 amino acids)
Biological process (GO): mitotic spindle organization; microtubule-based movement; spindle elongation
Cellular component (GO): microtubule associated complex
Molecular function (GO): microtubule binding; ATP binding; microtubule motor activity
Source: RefSeq, a predicted model, not a curated record
GUAUGUAUGUAUGAAAAAACAAAAAACAGAGCCAAUAUAUACACAAAGAGAGAGAGAGAGAUAGCGUGAUUCAAUAGAAUACAAGUAGUGAAGGAGAAGAAAAGAAAAGUGAUUUAGAUAAAUGAAUAUAUAGUUUUUUUGUUUGUUGUUAGUUAUUUUUCUAUCUUCUUGUUUGUUGCUUAGUGUUUUCUGUUCCGCUACUCUUCCUUUAAACCACACUUUUUUUUUUUUUUGUUUCUAUCUUUCUUCUUCAUUUUCUCUCAACAACCUCCACACUCUCUCUCUUGCUGUUAAAUCUCUCUCUCUUGCUGCUACAUCGUUUUCUUUCUUACAUUCUAAUUCUAACUGUUCAAUAUCAACAACACAAACAAACAUUCUCACACUGUUUCUGUUUCUUAACAACUUUCUUCUUCUUCUUCUUCUUCUUCCUCUCUCUAACAACCGAUGGAAACAUCAUCAUCAUCAUCGGAGAAUUGUUCGGUGAAAGUUGCUCUUCACAUUCGUCCACUCAUUUCUGAUGAAAAACAACAAGGUUGCACUCAAUGUGUUUCUGUUAACCCUUCUAAACCUCAGGUUCAAAUUGGGUCUCAUUCCUUUACUUUUGAUCAUGUUUAUGGAAAUGGUGGAUCUCCUUCAUCUGAAAUGUUUGAGGAAUGCGUUGCUCCAUUGGUUGAUGGUUUAUUCCAAGGGUUUAAUGCUACUGUACUUGCUUAUGGUCAGCACAUAUUUGCUGCAGACAGGAUCCGGGAAAACAUAUACGAUGGGAACUGCCUAUAAUGACAAUAGUGGGAUUGGGUUGAUUCCUCAGGUUAUGAAUGCCUUGUUCAACAAGAUUGAAACUCUAAAGCAUCAAACAGAAUUUCAGUUGCAUGUUUCCUUCAUUGAGAUUUUGAAGGAAGAGGUAAGGGACUUGUUGGAUAUGGUGUCUAUGGGCAAAUCAGAUAACUCUAGCUCUAAUGGCCAUUCUGGAAAAUUAAAUAUUCCUGGGAAGCCACCGAUACAAAUUCGUGAAUCGUCGAGUGGAGUUAUAACACUGGCAGGGUCAACUGAAGUUUCUGUAAGUACAUUACAGGAGAUGGCUUCUUACUUGGAACAGGGUUCUCUAAAUAGGGCGACAGGAAGUACAAAUAUGAACAACCAAUCCAGUCGGUCACACGCUAUCUUCACAAUUACAUUAGAACAGAUGCGCAAACUUCAUUCAUCUUCUCCUAGCAAUGACACUUCGGAUGAGGAUAUGGGUGAAGAAUAUCUUUCAGCAAAGCUCCAUUUGGUAGAUCUAGCUGGAUCUGAGCGAGCUAAAAGAACUGGUUCUGAUGGUGUUCGUUUAAAAGAAGGUAUACACAUUAAUAGAGGUCUUCUUGCACUUGGUAAUGUCAUAAGUGCACUGGGAGAUGAGAAAAAGCGAAAGGAGGGUGUUCAUGUCCCUUAUCGAGAUAGCAAACUCACUCGACUGUUACAGGAUUCACUUGGUGGAAACAGCAGAACAGUCAUGAUAGCUUGCAUUAGCCCUGCUGACAUUAAUGCUGAUGAAACUCUUAAUACCCUUAAGUAUGCGAAUCGUGCACGAAACAUUCAAAAUAAGCCUGUUGCUAAUCGAGAUCUGAUAUCAAAUGAGAUGCAGCAAAUGCGCCAACAGUUAAAGUACUUGCAGUCUGAGCUCUGUUCUCGAGGAGGAGGUUCGGUUGAUGAAAUGCAGGUUCUUAAGGAAAGGAUUGCCUGGCUUGAGGAAACUAACGAGGAACUCUGCCGAGAACUUCAUAAAUAUCGCAGUAGAUGUUCUUUUGCAGAAAGAUGUGAUAUUGACGAAACAGAUGGACAUACUUAUUUCUUGAAAAAUGAUGGGCUUGAGAGGCGGUUUCGGAGUUCAGAGUUAUCUGACCAUCUAACAGCCGGAAGCAUCUCAGGUGAGGAUUCAAGGGAAGCUGAUGAAGUAGAAAAAGAGUUGGAGCAUACACUACUGCUAAAUACCAUGGAUAAAGAGAUGCAUGAGUUAAAUAAGCAAUUGGAACAGAAAGAGACUGAGAUGAAGCUGGUGGGAGUUGAUACUGAAGCACUCAGGCUGCACUUUGGAAAAAAAAUUAUGGAACUUGAGGAAGAGAAAAGAAAAGUGCAGCAAGAAAGAGACCGAUUGUUGCAUGAAGUAGAGAAUCUUGCAGUUAAUUCAAAUGGUCUGGCACAUAAAACGCAAGAUGUUCGUGGCCAAAAAUUGAAAGCAUUGGAAGCACAGAUUUUAGACCUCAAGAAGAAACAAGAAAACCAAGUGCAGCUACUAAAGCAAAAGGAGAAGAGUGAAGAAGCUGCCAAAAGACUGCAAGCUGAGAUACAGUAUAUCAAGGCUCAAAAGGUUCAGUUGCAGCAUAAAAUAAAGCAAGAGGCAGAACAAUUUCGACAAUGGAAAGCUUCCCGUGAAAAGGAGUUACUCCAGUUGAAAAAAGAGGGAAGAAGGAAUGAGUAUGAAAGACAUAAACUCGAGGCUCUAAACCAGCGCCAGAAAAUGGUUCUUCAUAGAAAGACAGAGGAAGCAACAAUGGCUACUAAAAGGCUAAAAGAAUUGUUGGAAGCCCGCAAAUCUUCUCCGCGUGACCACUCCGCUUAUUCAAAUGGACAUCUACAGCCUGGGCAGAUCAAUGAAAAAUCCCUCCAGAGGUGGCUUGAUCAGGAGCUGGAGGUGAUGGUACAUGUGCAUGAAGUUCGUGCUGAAUUUGAUAAACAAAACCAAGUUCAUGCUUCGCUGGAAGAAGAAUUGGCUUUUCUGAAACAAGCAGAUCAAUUUUCAGAUAGGCAGAGUAUCCUCACAGGAAACAACCGAUAUUCAAGACUGUUAUCCAUGUCACCAGAUGCAAAAGUUGCGAGAAUAGCUUCUAUUGAGAACAUGCUACUAAUGUCCUCAGCUGCUUUGAAAGCCAUGACUUCCCAACUUACUGAGGCAGAAGAAAGAGAACGUGCAUUAAAUAGCCGUGGACGUUGGAAUCAGUUACGCUCAAUGGGAGAAGCAAAGAACGUGCUUCAGUAUUUGUUCAACGCUACAGCAGAAGCAAGGUGCCAAUUGUGGGAAAAGAAUACGGAACUGAAGGACUUAAAAGAGCAACUUAAUGAGUUUGUUAUACUACUACAACAAAGUGAAGCACAAAGGAAAGAACUUGUAAAAGAGAGAGAAAUUGGGGAACAAGCUUUUGCCAGCACAUUGAAUACACCAGCAUCGGAAAGCUCGCGGUCCUUGAAACACCUUGCGGAUGAAAUGAGUGGUCCGUUGUCCCCAAUGUCACUUCCUGCACCAAAGCAACUCAAAUUCACCCCUGGAGUUGUUAAUGGGUCAGUCAGGGAGUCAUCUACAUUUCUAGAUGACGCACGAAAGAUGGUACCCAUUGGAGAUUUGUCAAUGAAGAGACUAGCAGCUAUAGGACAAGCCGGAAAACUUUGGAGGUGGAAGAGAAGUCAUCAUCAAUGGCUGCUACAGUUUAAAUGGAAGUGGCAAAAGCCCUGGAAACUCUCAGAAUUGAUCAAACACAGUGAUGAAACAAUCAUGCGAUCAAGACCUCGAGCACAAGCUUUGAUUAAUGUAAUGUGAUAACGAGUUCAAAUGAAAGGACAUUUCUAUCUCUGAAUGUUGACCACUUUUUUUCAGCAUGGCUUACUAGAGUUCGGGUAAUUACAGGCAUGAUGUAAAUUGCACGAGUUUCCUGUUAUUUGUCAGGGAAAUUUUGGCAGUUGAAGAAAGUUGUCUUGGUUUUCGGUAGCUUGUACACACAAUAGGCGUAUGAUGACAUUGACAAUAUCAGAGGAAAGAAUUGGUUUUAGAAGGUUAAAAGGGAAAAUGCGGCACUCUUGCAUAUACUAGAAUACGACGAAGUUGUUCAUUGUUUAGUUAGUUUUCCUUUUAAACAAAUUUUGUAAAUUGUGAUCGACAUAGACUGAGACUGCUGUUGUACAGAUGAAGUAUUUCCCAAAAUAACUUGUGUAUUGUGAUAUUAUCUGAUUGUCUUCAUAAUCAGUGUUUCUGUUGAAUAUAUAUACAUUGACACCCCUAA